AUGGCGACACCUACCAAAGACAAUGGGGUGACGGAGCACAGCUCUACCCGUAUAACAAAGCCCAACACAGUUGGCAUGAACAGACCCUCAUGGUUUGAAGUGGUCGAAAAUCUGUCGCAACAGUUGGAUAAACCGAGACCCAAGUCCAAACCCCGAAUGGACUCAGAAACGGAGGAAGAAUACCCAGAGGGUUGUGAACGGCACGAACGUGAGAUCGAGGGUCAAAGGUCAGUGCCAGCAUCCACGCUCGAGGCAAUGAUGCGGGCUAUGAUAGACGCCCAGCAAAAGCAGACCGACAGGCUGAUGGCCAAGUUGGGGCCCCGUUUGGGUUAUGAAAUCUCGGACUCGCAACCCGGGCCGAGUACGUCCGGACUUGAGCAGUCUAAACCCGAUAAACAGGACGACGGCGAAAGUGAUGUGGCAGGCCUUGUGGCCGAGUUGAAGAGUUUCUUCGAUGACACGGAUGAAACAUCGCCAAAUGUGAGAGCCGAGCUUGCCUCAACUGUGAGUGAUGGGAUACGGAACGUGGUAAAUAUAAAAAAGAUCAAGGCGAUUAUGGAAAAGUACAAACGACCUGGAAAUUGUGAAGGACUUCUCGUCCCCCAGGUAAACGAUGAGAUCUGGAGACAAGCCAGAACGUUUGCCCAUACAAGAGACAUUCAACACCAACACACGCAGGCUCUCAUUACCAAGGCUUUGAUCCCAGUGAUCCAGGCGACUGACCACUUAAUGGCUGCCGCCUUAGGUGAAACGCCAGUGAAUGUAAAGGAACUUUUGGUAAAAUCAAUGGAUGCCAUCAGACUCCUGUCAGGUGCCAUAAGCGAGGUAAACAAGAAAAGAAGAGAAGGGUUUAAACCUGAGGUGGGGGCACCAUACAAAAGACUUUGCACAGAAAAAGUGACGACUACCAAGUACCUAUUCGGGGAUGACCUGCCAAAGAAAGUUAAGGACAUCUCUGACAGUAAACAACUAGGGCUCAAGAUGACUGAUAAGUUUACUAAGAAGAAAUACCACGGAGAGAAAUUCAACCCGUACCAACAUGCCAACAACAGGUUCCAUUAUGGACAAGGACACCCAUCAGGUGGUAAUCGUGGCACAGGGGGGAAGAAAACCUUCAGGGGUCGAAUCGUCUCCCCUUACCCUACCUACGGCAAAGGAAAGGGCACUGUUUUUUUACCGAAAAAGGAGGGGGAGAGGAAAUAUCAGUAG
Molecule: messenger RNA, 1209 nt
Organism: Haliotis rubra (blacklip abalone)
Lineage: Eukaryota; Metazoa; Mollusca; Gastropoda; Lepetellida; Haliotidae
Exons: 2
Coding region: 1-1209 (402 amino acids)
Source: RefSeq, a predicted model, not a curated record